CCCACGUGUCUUUUCAAAGUUUUAGAAUCACGGUAGACGAAAACACACAAAACAGCUUCUAAAUCAAUGUAAAAUGGACAUAAUUCAUAUAUUAUUUCACGCUGUGGUUGUAUCUCUUACUACUGCGAGUAAGGAGACGGUUUCAAGCGAGAAAAAUACCAAUGAUGAUCUGGGUCUAACGUUUUUCAGGAAAGGCUUCAAGCUCAAGCGAGCCCAACAGCUAGAAGCAGUGAAACAGUUACUUGAAGUUAAAGACUAUUCCAAACAGUACCAGCUAGUGGAAAUCAUCACUAAAAACAUUUUCAAGAUGUUAGGUGACUCCAAGACUACCAUUAUCUCAUCUGGCUACAUUCCUGGUGGCGAGUUUCCAAAAGAAAAAGAGACUAUGCAUGCUCUGGCGCACAUCCUGGAAAAUACAGCAUUUUUUGGUGAUGUCCUGUUAAGAUUGCCUGAUAUUACGCAUAAGAUCUUUAGACAUUCGACUGAGUGGGAAUUACUGGCCAAGUGGAGUGUCAGCUUUGCUAAUGAGACCGGUAUCUUUGAUGAAAUGGAUACUACUGUGUUAAACCUGAUGGCUCAAGAGCUGGAGGUUGUUCCCAGAGAUCCAAACUACACCAAUCCAUACAAACUAAGCUCACAGAUUGAGCAGGCCAUGACAAAUGAACAAAAGAAGCAACAACAAAAUGCAAAGAAGAAAGAGAAAAAGAAGAAAAGAGGCCCUAGACUGAGUGGCGAUUUAUAGUAAUUUAAUCCUAAUCAAUUACACAUGUCAAACCUAUUCCUUUUUUUUAGCAUUUGUAAUAUACAGGUUUUACAAAGAACAACAUACAAUAAAAUCUGAUGUAUACAUCAUUGUGUUGUAAAAUGUGAUAUUGAUUUCUAGCAUGACAUUUUGAAAAUAGAAAUCAUCUAAUUAGGAUGAAGCACUUAGUACCAAAGCUCUAUCUCCUUUCCUGUAUCUAUAUUCUUGAAUCUUAGGCAGAGAAGACUAUUAGUUUGUCUGGAUGAUAUUUUAUAUGGAUGGUUCUUGCAUCAAAGGGCUCCCCAUCUAUGCUAAACCAAGACUCCUUUAGAGAGAGAAAAAAAAACAAUCAGGAAUUCAGAUAUGGGCAAUUGAUCUAGGUUUUGAUUAAGAAGAAGAGGUGGCAAGGGGAUUAGAUGAUACAGAGAGGGAUUGGAGAGAUACAGUUGUGUAAUACCAAUGUACAAUUUAAUGUAUGUACAAUUUGUUGUAUGUGUCCAAUUAAAAUAUCACUGUACAACCUC
Molecule: messenger RNA, 1266 nt
Organism: Nematostella vectensis (starlet sea anemone)
Lineage: Eukaryota; Metazoa; Cnidaria; Anthozoa; Actiniaria; Edwardsiidae
Product: coiled-coil domain-containing protein 134-like
Exons: 7
Coding region: 74-742 (222 amino acids)
Source: RefSeq, a predicted model, not a curated record